Molecule: messenger RNA, 1555 nt
Organism: Coffea eugenioides
Lineage: Eukaryota; Viridiplantae; Streptophyta; Magnoliopsida; Gentianales; Rubiaceae
Exons: 1
Coding region: 451-1404 (317 amino acids)
Source: RefSeq, a predicted model, not a curated record
AGCACACAACAACACAACACAAAAAAAAAAAAAAAACCAAAUUAGUUCUUCUGUAAUCCUCACAUUUCCCCCUUCCCAAUUCUUGCUUUUCAGUGAUUUCCGUAAUCAGGCAGUUGAAUUCUAUGUGUCCAUAAUUUCUUUCUAAUCUGUCUCUCUAGCGUGUGUUUGAGGCAAUACGACCAAGACCCCUUAAGAAUACUAUUCUGUCUUUUAACAAAUCAUGAUUCAGUAUUCUUGGUGCUGAAUUUUGUGGCAUAUCCUUUUAGCUAGCUCUAGUGCUUUUGGUUCCAAAUAUUGAAGCUUCAAGUAAUUCAAGAAUAGAGCCCUUGAGGGUUCAGGUAAGUUUCUCCUCUAUGUUGCCUUUUUGGGACACUUCUGAUGAUAUCUAGUACCGUACCAUACGCAAGUUGUAUUAGUAUUCUGAGUUAAUGUGAAAUUCUUGAGGCCAAGAUGGGAUCUUUCAGUGGUUUAGGUAUUGGGUUGAGCUUUGUAUUUGGUUGCAUCUUCUUGGGGCUUGUUGCUGAGCUAUACUAUCUGUUGUGGUGGAAGAAGAGAAUUAACAACAGAGAAAUUGAGGACCAUUUUACCAACUAUGCAGCGGAGAUUUCUUAUCUCUUUUGUUGGAAGAAAUCAAAUUCUACUGACAGUAGCCGAAAUGACACUCAAGAACUCGCUGCCUCAGUGAUUAAUUCUGAAGUCAAUGGCCAUGAAAAUGAUCUUGAGCUAGGAGGAAACGGCAAGGAUGGUAGUAUGCAAUUCAAAGGCUUCGGUGAAGAAAGUGUGGAGUCAGAGUUAAUGAGGCUGCACAAUCUCUGUGGCCCUCCAAGAUUUUUGUUCACAAUCAAGGAGGAAACUAAGGAGGAUUUGGAGUCUGAUGAUGGGAAAUCUAGAGGUGAUAGAAGCAGGAAAGGGUCAAGAACUAGAAGCUUGAGCGACAUCAUUAUUGCUGUUGAUACUCCUUUUCGCACCCCUUUACCUUCGCCACCUCUCAAGACUCCAUCUUUGGAUUCUUAUAGCAAUAUUCACGGAUUCAAUCCUCUCUUUGAGUCCAUAACUGAGGCUGAAUUGAAUAAGCUGAGAUCUUCUCCUCCGCCAAAGUUCAAAUUUUUAAGGGAUGCUGAGGAGAAGUUGAUAAGAAGAUUAGUCGAAGAAGCUGAAAGGAUGGCCUUGAAGAAUGGCGGCUGUGUUCGAGAUUCUGUUAUUCAACCUUCCCCAAAUGGGACGGUUAUCACAGAAGAGGUUGACGGCUCUUAUGUUGCACUUAUUGGUAAGGAUAAGGAAAGAGAACUUCAACAGCAGCAGCAGCAGCCUAGUCUUUGCCAUUCAACUCCUUCUCAGGUUCUCCCAUUGGCAUCAUCUCCUUCAACAUUCAGACUGGCUGAUGCCAAAUCCGGUAUGCAAUAGAUAUUUGGGAAGAAUUUACAGGAAAUGGGUUCAAAUUUUAUUAUUUUUUCUGCAAUUUUUGCCCUUUCAUCUGUGAAUUAAAAUUACAGUGAUUAAAUUUUGUGUAAUCAUCGUCCAGAUUUCAAUAGAGAACGGUGAAAAUUUUCAAGUU